AUGGACUACCGAAGGCUAAACGCAGACAGUCAUCCCCAGCAUCACCCACUGCCUCUGAUAGACGACUUGGUGGAUCAGUUGACUGAAGCGCAGUUCUUCUCCACGGUUGACUUGAAAUACGGCUACUAUAAAAUGCCCAUGCGUCGUGAAUAUGCGGCCAAGACUGCCUUCGCCACGCCGGACGGUCAGUAUAAAUGGGCUGGUCAGGGCACCCCGUUUAGCCUGUCGGGAGCCAAGGUGACCUUUCAGCGUCUGAUGUCAGCAAUUCUAGGUGAACUCAAUUGCACGGCUGCGCUAUGCUACUUAGACCACGUGCUGGUAUGGGGGCACAGAAAGCUGGACGGAGCACAACAGCCGGUUGCGGGAGGUGCUCAGGAAACUCAGGUCGGCUGGUGUACUGCUGAACCCCGACAAAUGCUGUUUCGGAGACUUAGACAGAAUCGGUUCACACUUUCAGAGGACUUGUGCAGCUUUUUGUUUGUGCUGCCACUCACUGCUGAUUGGGCGAAUGGUUACACUUCUGUUGACCAGAAUGUUCUUGACUACGUCACCAAUAACCUAAUCCAAGUUGACCUCUCAAUAUCGCAUAUAACCAGGUCCAGAGUCAGUGCUAAUGUCUCAAUGAGCAACAUCAGCAGCAUAAGCAAAUGGUGUGUUAACUACACCCGCACUCACCUGGCAGGUGUUUCAUCACUCGGUGCAACCAAGACAAUCUGCACGAACAACAUCACUGGCACUCUGGAUAUCACAUCUAUCGAUACAAAGGCGACUUAUUCCUUAUUUGCUUAUGGCUUGGGUCCUGGUGACAGCAUCAAAUACUGCAAGUCACCCUCCACAACAAUCCUUCCAUCAGAGCCUCCCCAAAUCGUGAAUUUACCCGUACAGCUACGGGUAAACCAGUAUUCUUCAGCAACAGUCACUUGCGAUGCGAGUGGUGCACCAGCUCCAACCCUGACAUGGCUGUACAAUGGAGCCAUUCUCUCUACAUCAGCAGCAUUGACCAUCACCGAAGAAACCUUCACCAACGACAAUAUCACUCAGAGAGGAAGCCAAGGGAAAAGAUCUGUUCUACUUCUCCACAAUGUUACUUACGUCAACAACAAAGGACCCUACACAUGCCUUGCAGCAAAUUUUAGAGCUCCAGAUGCAACUUCCUCAGCCGAUCUCAAGAUAUUCGUUCCACCUAGUGAAGUGAGACCACCUCUAGAUGUUAGCUCAUCAGAAACAGCAACAGCUCGAUUUGACUGCAACAUGUACGCGAUCCCAGCAGCUCGAAUAACAUGGUACAAGGAUGGAAAGCUGCUGUAUGCAUCCGGAGAUAUACAGCUUUCAACAGACAACGCAACUUUGUUGAUAAGCAAUCUUGAGUACAGUGAUCGUGGUCAGUACCAUUGCAUGGCAGAGAAUCGAGAUGCUGUAAACUUCACUCUUGGUGGUAUGGUCCAGGGUUCUGCAGCCACACUGCUAGUGUACGUUCCAUCAGAGCCUCCCCAAAUCGUGAAUUUACCCGUACAGCUACGUGUAAACCAGUAUUCUUCAGCAACAGUCACUUGCGAUGCGAGUGGUGCACCAGCUCCAACCCUGACAUGGCUGUACAAUGGAGCCAUUCUCUCUACAUCAGCAGCAUUGACCAUCACCGAAGAAACCUUCACCAACGACAAUAUCACUCAGAGAGGAAGCCAAGGGAAAAGAUCUGUUCUACUUCUCCACAAUGUUACUUACGUCAACAACAAAGGACCCUACACAUGCCUUGCAGCAAAUUUUAGAGCUCCAGAUGCAACUUCCUCAGCCGAUCUCAAGAUAUUCGUUCCACCUAGUGAAGUGAGACCACCUCUAGAUGUUAGCUCAUCAGAAACAGCAACAGCUCGAUUUGACUGCAACAUGUACGCGAUCCCAGCAGCUCGAAUAACAUGGUACAAGGAUGGAAAGCUGCUGUAUGCAUCCGGAGAUAUACAGCUUUCAACAGACAACGCAACUUUGUUGAUAAGCAAUCUUGAGUACAGUGAUCGUGGUCAGUACCAUUGCAUGGCAGAGAAUCGAGAUGCUGUAAACUUCACUCUUGGUGGUAUGGUCCAGGGUUCUGCAGCCACACUGCUAGUGUACGUUCAACCUCGUAUAACCACUGGACCAAGCGAUAAAGUCUUGAAUGAAGGGACAUCGUCCGCAUUGCGCUGCACGUCAUAUGGAUAUCCCAAACCAGUGAUGCAAUGGUUACAUGGUGGUGUACAACUUCCGGCUAUGCGGAGCACUACAGCAAUAACAAAGGCUGGUAAUGGCACUGUCCCUGCAUCCUACACCAGCACACUGACUGUCUCUAAUAUCGUGUAUGCAGAUCGUGGCCAGUACACCUGUGUCAGUAGGGUGGACAAGACUGGAUUUGCUGAUAGCAGUCACUUGCAGGGCUCAGUCACUGCAUCAGCUACAGUCAAAGUCUACAUUCCACCUAGUGAAGUGAGACCCCCUCUAGAUGUUAGGUCAUCAGAAACAGCAACAGCUCGAUUUGACUGCAACAUGUAUGCGGUCCCAGCAGCUCGAAUAACAUGGUACAAGGAUGCGAAACUGCUGCAUCCAUCCGGAGAUAUUCAGUUUUCAACAGACAACUCAACUUUGUUGAUAAGCAAUCUGGAGUACAGUGAUCGUGGUCAGUACCAUUGCAUGGCAGAGAAUCGAGAUGGUGUAAACUUUACUCUUGGUAGUAUGGUCCAGGGUUCUGCAGCCACACUGCUCGUGUAUGUUCAACCUCGUAUCACCAGUGAACCCAGUGAUAAAGUCUUGAAUGAAGGGACAUCUUCAGCACUGCGCUGCACCUCAUAUGGAUAUCCUAUGCCAGUCAUACAAUGGUUACAUGGCGGUGUACAACUCCCGGCUAUGCGGAGCACCACAGCAAUAACAACGGCUGGCAAUGACACUGUCCCUGCAUCCCACACCAGCACACUGACAGUCUCCAAUAUCAUGUAUGGAGAUCGUGGCCAGUACACCUGUGUCAGUAGGGUGGACAAGACCGGAUUUGCUGAUACCAGUCAAUUGCAAGGCUCAGUCAGUGCUUCAGCUACAGUCAAAGUCUACAUUCCACCAAUGGUGCUAACGCCAACAUUGAAUCAGGCAGUAUUGGCAGGACAGACGGUUGAAUUCACAUGCAAUGUGUAUGGUAUUCCUAAACCAAGAGUAACCUGGUUUGCUAAUGGGCUGAUUCUACAGAAGGAUGACCUUGUUGGACGCAUCUCUUUCCACAAAGGCGAUCACAUCUUGACAAUCUACACAACAAAGGUUACAGACCCUGACACUUAUCAGUGUGAAGCCAGUAACAAAGAUCAGUAUGCUGGUGGAGUGGUCACAGCCAAUCAAGUGAAGUUGAAUGUCAAAAUCGCACCUGUUAUCAACCCUCCCAUACCCAAGACUCUGUUGUCAUUUGAAGGUUCAUCGCUAACAGUUCCAUGUACAUACACUGGUCAUCCGCAACCAAAGCCAAGCUGGUGUAGGUUGGAUAACAAUGGCAACUGCGUUAAGUCUGUGCCGAGCAGUAACUGUCCGGAUUUCACGCCAAUGGAUGAUGGCCAGUUCACAUAUAUCCUGGUCAUAUCAAAUCUUCAAAGCUGUCACAGUGGUGGCUAUCAAUGUUCUGUGAACAAUACAGUAGAUAAGGCCACAGGGCAGUUUCAACUGACCGUGCAAGGUGUGGCCCGUAUUGGCUUGCAGGGUAUUUUCACUUUGCCAAGUGGAUAUCUGGGUGGAACUGAGGACGAAAUCAAGGGUCUUUUCAAACCACAGAUUGUCGACUACAUAAUUCCGGGAAGACUUGUUAAAAUAGUUCAUUCCUCAUAUCAGGCUGUUGGACAGAGCUCUACUGAAAUCACUGUACGGUGCGAUAUGACCGCUCCAGCUGGUUACAUAGCAGAGAUAUCGGGCAACAGCAGUGAAGCAAACCUAAAUGCCAACUUUACCUCCGCCCUGCAAAACUCAGCAUCAACUUUACGCCUAGCGAGAGCAUCUAGUCUGAAGGUGUUUUCUUAUGAUGUUUGCAGUCCAGAAGUAACUGAUGGAGCAAGACGUGGAAUGUUUUACUGGACCGAGACUUUUGCAAAUGAACUAGAAACACAUCUGUGCCCAGUGGAACUGACUGAUGGUAUUAUCCGCUAUGCAACCCGUCGGUGUAUACCCACGUCACGCCCUCACGAUGUAUCCUUGGUGAUGGCAACAUGGCAAAAACCAGAUAUCGCAGAUUGUCCAACUCCAGGUACAGCAAAGCUACAGAAACUUUCAAAGGUUGAUUUCAACACCAGCGAACCGCAAUCGGUUCUGAGCAGCUCACUCUCUGUCGCUAACUUAACUAACAACAGUGCUGAGCUGACAAGCGAUGACAUCGAUUUUGCCUCGACAGCUAUCUUCAAUCUGGUCACGGCUGUCAGUAAGGAUGAGGUGUUCAACCAAUCCAUAGGGCAAAAGAUUGCUGUGUCAAUACUGGACACUGUCGACAACAUUCUGCAAGUGAAUACCAAUGAAACUGUGGUAGCAGCAUCACCAGCAAAAAGGAUUGCAAAGGCAAUGGAGCGACUUGUGACAUCACUGGUUGUAGAGACUGAUCAGCCCUUCCAGGAGCAAAAGGAGAAUAUUGGAUUUGCAAUCAGCUGCCCAAAGGAGAAUGCAACAGACCAAGCAUUCCGUUCAGCGGGACAGACCAAAGAUGGACGUUUUUAUGUUGGAGACGUAGAUGUACCCGCUUCCGCGAGCACUACUGGUGUCUCAUUUGACAUAGCUGGAAGCACUGUAGCUGCCGCAACAGAGUUACUAUCUCUGGGAAAUGACUCACUUUGCAAUGUGGCACCAACACGCUACAUUUUGUACAAAACUCAAACUCUGUUCCGAGAUUCCAAUCUGAGUGCAAACACAUCUGUUCAAUCAGAGAUUAUCAGCGCUCAAGUUGGAGAGGAACGUCUGGAGAAUCUUCAGCAGCCAGCAAUCAUGUCGUUUGAUUUAUUGGGUUUAACACCUGUUGAUUCCGCUGGUGAAGCCAUAUGCGUUUUCUGGGACUUCGACAAAGAUGAUGGCAAUGGAGGAUGGAGUGACUGGAACUGCACUACUUUCCGUGAUGAGACAACGGGGAACAGAACAGUUUGCCAGUGUGGUCACCUCACCAACUUUGCCGUCCUAUUUACUCGUCACAUUUCAGCAAAGGACUCCACGGCCGAGGCAGCACUUAAAUACAUAUCCAUCAUAGGCUGUGGGAUAUCUAUGCUUGGACUUCUCACAACCCUGGUCCUGAUUCUGGCUAUCCGGAAACUUCGUGACAGUGUCCAUCAUCGGAUGAUAUUUGGACUUUGUUCAACUCUUCUACUAUUCCUGGCCAUAUUCACCGUCGUUCUAUACCAUGAACAUUUAGCCAAGAGCACUGCUGUGUGCCAGGGCCUGGCAAUGGCCAUGCACUAUCUUCUUCUGUGCGCGUUCAUGUGGAUGUCGGUGGAUGCCACGAUGCUCUACAAGAGGGUAGUGAUAGUGUUUGACCAGCCCGGGCGUUUGAAGCAAAGACUUCUAUGCAUAUCUGUUUUUGUGAUUCCGCUGGUUAUCGUUGGAGUUGCAGGCGGUGUUACCAGACUGGAUAUGUACGGAAGUGACAACUUAUGCUGGAUCAAGGCGGAUGCUGCUUUCUUUGGAAGUUUAGUUGCACCUAUGGCCGUCUCCCUUCUCUACAACGCUGGUGUUCUCAUUGCCGUCGUCCAUUCACUUCGCUCUCGAAACAAAAAGAUUGGAGCGGUGAAGACAGCGAAGUCAAAGGAUGUGUCUGUGCUCAGAAUUAUCGUGUCAUUGUCCGUUCUUCUCGGACUCACCUGGUUCUUUGGUUUUUUAGUUCUUUUUCGUGAGCAGAUCGUCUUUCAGUAUAUCUUCACGGUUCUAAAUUCUCUGCAAGGUUUUGCUAUUUUUCUCCACACAAUCAGAGGACAGGAAGCCAAAAAGCAUAUUUCAGAAAUGUUCUCUUCGACGAAGCGCGCCACAGACACCCAAAGCGGAAAGCCAGCAUCCCGACCUAAGCACGUGGCCUCCGAAAACCUCGACAAUUUGGAAAAAAGUUACAGGGAGCCACGGUACAAUGCUUUCAACACUGGACCGAACUACAGGAGAGGUGAGUGCAGUGGCCACCCAGGAUCGAGCGACGUGUAGUGGAACUCUUCAGACUAUAAACAUACGAUUAUAGUCAGUGCGUGUUACUCACUGGGUAACCUGCAUUCAUGCUUGUGUGGUUUGAAUGAAUUAAUCUUCAUUUUUCAUUUGCAAGUUUAUUGUUAGCACACGCAUUCGUUAUUGCUCUCGCUUUCAUUGUUAAAAUUCACACUUGUAAAUUUCACUGCUCUUGUUCUUAGUGUUAUUUCUCUAACUUAGAAUUUCUUUAAUAGUUCAAUUUUGUUUUCAGUGUCCUUUAGUACAACGGCGAUUCCUGAUGAGUGUUGUACGAAAACUUGUUUGAAUCCUUAUUUUCUCUACACUAUUUCUUCAUAUUUUCAUCGUUUCAUUGCACAUUGUCUCCACAAUUUUACAUUGCAUGACUAACGUGUACACAAAUGUCGAUUCAGCUUGUCUUAUUGAUGGCGGUUGUUAAUGUAAAAGUCUCUUUCUAUUUUCCACACGAGAUUUUAUCUGUUUGGGUUUCUGCUUCUCUCCCUUUUUUUUCAAGAAUGCGUUUGACCGGUUUUUCAUACGAGCGUGGCACCCCUUUCUAUUCCAGUGUCUGGCAUUUGGACCAGUAUUUUCAUUUGAUCUUCAGUACAUUGUUUCGCGUAUCCUAACUAUUAAAUUGGGAUACCUGCGCUGCAUUCGAUAUGCAUUACUCUUCUAAUAUCAAUUUGUUGUGGAUUUGCAAUCCAGACGUUCCACUCAAUGCAGUCAA
Messenger RNA from Sycon ciliatum, 6877 nucleotides. RefSeq lists its product as uncharacterized. Gene Ontology annotation, cellular component: plasma membrane. Gene Ontology annotation, molecular function: G protein-coupled receptor activity. The transcript has 30 exons. Bases 1 to 6153 code for a protein of 2050 amino acids. Gene Ontology annotation, biological process: homophilic cell-cell adhesion; cell surface receptor signaling pathway; G protein-coupled receptor signaling pathway. Lineage: Eukaryota; Metazoa; Porifera; Calcarea; Leucosolenida; Sycettidae. The record is from RefSeq and is a predicted model, not a curated record.